Molecule: messenger RNA, 570 nt
Organism: Paramecium tetraurelia
Lineage: Eukaryota; Ciliophora; Oligohymenophorea; Peniculida; Parameciidae
Exons: 2
Biological process (GO): regulation of microtubule polymerization or depolymerization; protein localization to microtubule plus-end; spindle assembly
Cellular component (GO): microtubule organizing center; spindle midzone; cytoplasmic microtubule
Molecular function (GO): microtubule plus-end binding
Source: RefSeq, a predicted model, not a curated record
AUGUAAACUACAACUACUUAAAAAAAUUCAAAAAAUCAAUUAAUCAAUUAAUCAGGUGGAUAAAUGAAACCUUUAAAGUAAACAAUGAUUUUCUAACUAUUAGUUAUCAAUUACAUAAUUAGAAUCACUAGGCACAGGAAGUACAUUUUGUUAAAUAUUUAAAUAUUUAUAUCCGAAUUCGAUUUCAGCGAAUAAGAUCAUUUGAAAGCUAACGAAGAAAAUGAUUACAUUAAAAACUUCAAAACCUUAUCUGAUGCUUUUUCAAAGCUUAGAAUUUAAAAAUAAUUAGAUAUCUAAUCGCUUUCAAAAUCAAAGUAUAAAAAUAUUUUGGACAUAACAUAAUACUUGAAAUCAAAAUUCGACAAGUAAGACGAAAAGAGAUAAAAUUAUGAUCCUCUUGAAUUUAGAAAAGUAGAAGAUAGAAAGGUUUUCGCUCCUACGAAUAGAAAGACCCUCUCAAUUCUUAAAGAUAAAACCAAUAAUAAAAUACCACAACCUCUUCUCAUUCCUUACUAGUUAAAAGACCUCUUACAAGUAGCUCCUCUUGGAAAAAUACAAAAACAUAAUUGA